Messenger RNA from Tripterygium wilfordii, 1081 nucleotides. RefSeq lists its product as uncharacterized. Bases 133 to 792 code for a protein of 219 amino acids. The record is from RefSeq and is a predicted model, not a curated record. The transcript is spliced from 4 exons. NCBI's taxonomy places the organism in Eukaryota, Viridiplantae, Streptophyta, Magnoliopsida, Celastrales, Celastraceae.
CAGAUGAACUGAACACAUGCCACCUGUCUCGUGACAAAAUGAACCGCCAAAUUACACUCAUCUCUCAGAGUUUGUGUUGGUGCUGCGGGUGACAGCGAAUAAGCGGAUCAGCGGAGUGUUUUGUAGGGAAAAAUGAAGAAACCCAUCAAGCGGAACAGGAAGAGAUUGAUGAAGAGUGUGUUGGACUACCUAAAGUCGGACACUUACAUGUUUUCUCCUCUAAUUUCGUCUGAUUUUCGGGUAUCAAAGAUGAAGAAACCCAUGAAGCCAAUAAACAAGAGAUUACUACUCAAGUCGGUUGUGGAUUAUCUCAAAUCAGACACUUACUUGUUUGCUCCUCUUUUCUCUAAUAAACCGUCUUGUUUUACAGAGCCAAAGACUCCCUCUUCUUCUUGUUCUUCUUUUUCCGAAGGGUCAGAAAUGAAGGAAAAAAGUGGAGGAGAUAGCUUGGGAUUGCUGACGAAGUAUGGAGAGUUUCUCAAGUCUGAUUCUUUUAUGUAUGGCCCCUUGGUUGCUCCUCUGCACGUUAGUUCUUCAAUUGGAUCUUCCCAUCAUGUCAAGAAGAUUACCGUGGAAGUUUCACCAAGGAAAUUAACUUCAAAGAAUGAUCAAUCUGCGAAUGGACUAACAGAGAACGUGUUCUCUGAGGAAAACGUUUCUGAAACAAGCAUCUUGGGUCGACAAAGUUUAAGACACAGGGAGUCGGUGAAGCACAUAAUUCACCAUAGCUAUCGCCCUACUUCAGUUUCAGGGAAAAGGAUACUCAGAUCACAGUUGAGCAACUUUAUUUAGGUGAUACUGAUAGUGAUUAGCUCAUGUGUUUUACUUUUUCGUGCGAACUUGUCAAAUGUGUGGAACAAAAUUCUCUUCCUCCCUCUAUUUGACAAACAAGCCUGCCAUGGAAGGUGUCGGCAUGCUAAAGUGUUAGAAACAACCAAAGGAGAGCGGACGUAUAUGUUUUCUUUGUACAAAGGGUGUUCAGGUAACCUUUCCUAGCUCUAAUAAUGUCAAAUAUUACAUGUAGAGAGGGAAUUGUGUCUUUUUGGUUUUGCGUAUGUAAAAAAAUUAUUCUCACUGAAAA